AAGUUCUACAGACUUUGACCAAGUUUUGUUUCCCCUUCUAUGUGGACAGCUAUCUCCCGUGGUUCGAGAUAUUUUAUAAGCUACUUAACAUCUUGGCAGAUUACACAACAAAAAGACAGGAGAGUCAGUGGAAUGAACUUCUUGAAACUCUGCAUAGACUUCCCGUCCCAGACCCAGGCAUGUCUGUUCAUCUCAGCGUGCAUUCUUACUUUACUGUGCCUGAUACCAGAGAACUUCCCAGCAUACCUGAGAAUAAAUCUGACAGAAUAUUUUGUGGCUGUAGAUGUAAACAAUAUGUUGCAUCUGUAUGCCAGUAUGCUGUAUGAGCGCCGGAUACUCAUCGUCUGCAGCAAACUCAGCACUUUGACUGCCUGCAUCCACGGCUCAGCCGCGAUGCUCUACCCCAUGUACUGGCAGCAUGUGUACAUCCCCGUGCUGCCCCCACAUCUGCUGGACUACUGCUGUGCUCCCAUGCCCUACCUCAUAGGAAUCCAUUUAAGUUUAAUGGAGAAAGUCAGAAACAUGGCCCUGGAUGAUGUUGUGAUCCUGAACGUGGAUACCAACACCCUGGAAACUCCUUUUGAUGACCUCCAGAGUCUCCCAAAUGAUGUGAUCUCUUCACUGAAGAACAGGCUGAAAAAAGUCUCCACAACCACAGGCGAUGGCGUGGCCAGAGCCUUCCUCAAGGCCCAAGCUGCUUUCUUUGGUAGCUACCGAAAUGCUCUAAAAAUUGAACCGGAGGAACCCAUCACCUUCUGCGAGGAAGCCUUCGUGUCCCACUAUCGCUCUGGAGCCAUGAGACAGUUCCUGCAAAAUGCCACACAGCUACAGCUUUUCAAGCAGUUUAUUGAUGGGCGACUAGACCUUCUCAAUUCUGGUGAAGGUUUCAGCGAUGUUUUUGAAGAGGAGAUCAACAUGGGCGAAUAUGCUGGCAGUGAUAAACUGUACCAUCAGUGGCUCUCCACCGUCCGGAAAGGAAGCGGAGCAAUUCUAAAUACUGUAAAAACAAAGGCCAAUCCGGCCAUGAAGACUGUCUACAAGUUCGCAAAAGAUCAUGCAAAAAUGGGAAUAAAAGAGGUGAAAAACCGCUUGAAGCAAAAGGACUUUGCAGAAAACGGCUGUGUCCCCACUGCAGAAGAGCCACUGCCAAAGACUGCACCAUCACCACUGGUGGAGGCCAAGGACCCCAAGCUCCGAGAGGACCGGAGGCCAAUCACCGUCCACUUUGGGCAGCCACAAAGACUCCGUCCCACUCGACCGCCGCCUCCCAAGAUACAGCGCGCAAGGCCCGUUCGCCCGCCCCGUCCUCAUGUUGCCAAGAGACCAAAGAGCAACAUCUCCGUGGAAGGCCGAAGGAUGUCCGUCUCGAGCCCCGAGCACCUGGUAAAGCCCUUGCGACACUAUGCGGUCUUCCUCUCCGAAGACUCGUCUGACGAUGAAUGUCAGCGGGAAGAGGCCCCGAGCGCUGGCUUCACCGAAAGCUUUUUCUUCUCCACUCCCUUUGAAUGGCCACAACCAUAUCGGACACUCAAGGAGUCAGACAGCGCAGAAGGUGAUGAGGCAGAGAGUCCCAAGCAGCCAUCACAGGAGCCCAGGGCCCCUGUCCCCACCCCCCCUGACCGGGCUGCCAGCAUCGACCUCCUGGAGGACGUCUUCAGUGGCCUGGACAUGGAGGCUCCCUUGCAGCCGCUAGGGCAGGCCAAGAGCCUAGAGGACCUUCGGGCCCCCAAAGACCUUCGAGAGCAGCCGGGGACCUUUGACUAUCAGAGGCUGGACCUGGGCAGGAGUGAGAGGAGCCUCGGGGUGACAGUGGCCUUGAAGCUUGCCCACCCAUACAACAAGCUCUGGAGCCUGGGUCAGGACGAUAUGGCCAUCCCCAGCAACACCCCCGCCACCUCUCUGGAGAAGCCCUCGACCCUGCUGGGGAACUCCCCGAGCCUGCCUCGCAGGCCCCAGGCCCGGGACAGCAUCCUGAACCCCUGCAACAAGGAGGAGGCUCCCACCCCAACUCUGGGCAGCAUCACCAUCCCCCGGCCACAGGGCCGGAAGACGCCAGAGCUGGGCAUUGUACCUCCGCCACCCACCGCCCGGCCGGCCAAGCUCCCGGCUGCCAGCGGCACACUCGGGGACUUCUCUAGGGAUCAGGAAAGGCAAGCUGCUCUGAGCCCCAACCUGUUCCCAGGGCUCCUCCCCAGGGUAGCCCCCCAAGGUCCCCCGGAACUGCUGCAGCCACUCAGCCCAGCCCCAGCAGCUGCAGGCACAAGCAGCGAUGCCCUGCUUGCCCUGCUAGACCCACUUAACACAGCCUGGUCAGGCAACACCAUCUCGCUCUACCCUGCCGCCCCAAAUGCGGCCACCCCAUUUACCCCCCAGUUCAGCUUCCCCACCGCAGGGACCCCUGCCCCCUUCCCACAGCCACCACUCAACCCUUUUGUCCCAUCUGUGCCAGUAGCACCCCCUGCCCUGCCUCUGGGCUCCACACCAGCUGGGCCUUUUGGGGCCCCUCCAGCUUCCCUGGGGCCAGCUUUUGCACCCAGCCUCCUCCUGUCAAGUUCUGGCUUCUGUGCCCCUCACAGAUCUCAGCCCAACCUGUCUGCCCUCUCCAUGCCCAACCUCUUUCGCCAGGUACCUAUGGGCACCCACACCAGCCCCCUGCAGCCGCUGGGACCCCCCUUAGUCACCCCAUCGAGGAUCCGAACAUUGCCCCUACCCCGUUCAAGUGCCAGGGCUGCUGAGGCCAAGCAGGGGCUGACCCUGAGGCCGGGAGACCCCCCACUCCUGCCUCCCAGACCCCCACAGGGCCUGGAGCCAGCGCUGCAGCCCUCUGCUCCUCCACAGGCUAGAGACCCCUUUGAGGAUUUGUUACAGAAAACCAAGCAAGACAUGAGCCCGGUCCCAGCCCCCAGCUCAGUGGAACAGCUCCGGAGGCAGUGGGAGACCUUCGAGUGAGCGGGCCAAGAGUGUGGCGCCAUGGCACCCUCCACCGUGUCCGCCCAGGUCUGCUGGUGGGAAGGGAUGGGGCCUUCUCCACACUGCCCUCCUCUGGGUCUGGCCCUGGGGAACGGUGCCAGUCACCACCUGGAAAGUGCCCGAGCUCCCAUACCCUCCUCAGCACCCGGCUUGGGUUUUGCACUAGAAUCAGCUGGGCCAGCAACUGCCCCAC
Messenger RNA from Fukomys damarensis (Damara mole-rat), 3163 nucleotides. It is a transcript of the gene Dennd1a, whose product is annotated as DENN domain containing 1A. Gene Ontology annotation, cellular component: cytosol; clathrin-coated vesicle. Bases 40 to 2949 code for a protein of 969 amino acids. NCBI's taxonomy places the organism in Eukaryota, Metazoa, Chordata, Mammalia, Rodentia, Bathyergidae. Gene Ontology annotation, molecular function: phosphatidylinositol phosphate binding; guanyl-nucleotide exchange factor activity. The transcript has 20 exons. The record is from RefSeq and is a predicted model, not a curated record. Gene Ontology annotation, biological process: endocytic recycling; endocytosis.